CAUUCUGAGACAGAAGGCAGAGGAGAAGCCUGAGGACGUGUUGUGUUUCCCGCAUCCUUGUCCCGCACUGAGAGGCGAUGCUUGACUCGGCUGAGCGCCGCCAUGGGCAAACGGGGCCCCGGGGCCACUUCACUGUCAGCGCUCUCACGUGCCCGAGUACGCGACCUCUGGUGUCCUAAAUGAGCAGGGACGGCAGUGAUGGAGACUCCACUCGCGGACGAAACGUUUUUUGACACACUAUGAAGGCAGAAGGUCCAGCAUCUGAGGGUCUCUGUGCGCCGCGCUGAGAGCCAUGGAUCACUUUUCCCGGAGAAAGCGGGUCGGUCUGCUGAAACCCCUGCUGAGUCUGUCUCUCGUCUUUGCCUCUUUCCUCAUGAUCCACAAGCUGAAGCUGGCAGAGAAGGACGGGAUGGGGGUCAAGCAUGCGAGGGACGCCGGUUGGUGCGGCCCCAAGUGUUUUCCCCUCAAGAAGGGAGCCAUUAAUAAAAACAGUUUGGGGAGUUCGGACUCUCCGGUGGUUGGUUACGCAUUGGACGCGCUGCGGGUCUCCAACGGGACCUCGGCUACCUGGGACGCGCAGGUUCUCAACUGCAGCGAGGAUGCGUCGGUGAGGACCAAGGACUGGUUCCGGCGCUUGGACCCGAGGUUUCACCAGUUCGUCCUGCACAGACACUGUCGGUACUUCCCCAUGCUCAUCAACCACCCGGAGAAAUGCGCCGACGGAGAGGUGCACCUCCUCGUGGUGGUCAAGUCCGUCAUCGAGCAGCACGACCGGCGGGAGGCGGUGCGCAAAACUUGGGGACACGAGCACACGGUGGACGGGAAGAUAAUCAAAACGUUGUUUCUUUUGGGAAGCCCGACGACCGGCAAAGACACCAAGAACCUCCAGAAACUGAUCGAGUACGAGGACAUGAUCUACGGGGACAUCCUCCAGUGGGACUUCAUGGACACCUUCUUCAAUCUGACCCUGAAAGAGGUCAAUUUCCUCAAGUGGUUCAACAUCUACUGCUCCAGCGUGCGGUUCAUAUUCAAAGGAGACGACGACGUGUUUGUGAACACGCGCAACCUGCUGCAGCUCAUCGCCUUCAAAGUGGAGGAGCGCAAGGACGCCGACUUGUUCGUGGGGGACACCAUCUCCAAGGCGAUCCCGAUCCGGAACCGGCAGAGCAAGUACUACAUCCCCAAAGAGCUGUACGACAAGCCGUAUCCCCCGUACGCCGGGGGUGGGGGGUUUCUGAUGUCCUCCCAGCUGGCCAGGAGGCUCUUCGUGGUCUCGGAGGACCUGGAGCUGUACCCCAUCGACGACGUGUUUUUGGGCAUGUGCCUGCAGAAGCUUCGGCUGGCCCCAGAGAUACACCCGGGCUUCAGGACCUUCGGCAUCACCAGACGCAAGGUGAGCCCCAUGAACAGCGAGCCCUGCUUUUACCGAAACCUCAUCGUGGUGCACAAACUGAGCGCGCAGGAGCUGCUCCGGAUGUGGAGCGUGGUGCACAACAAGGACCUGGUCUGCGCCCAGAGGAUGUCCAUAUGACUGAUCAGCGUAUAAUGUAAUGGCCAUGUAAACUAAACUAUAGACAUAAGUGAUUCACCAAAGCGGAACAUAAUACACAGAAGACUUGUGAUCAUACAUGAUGAUCUUUACGCAUCAGUCCUGUAGCUAAGGGAAGCAACAACUAUGAUCAAAUAAUAUAUAUUGUUUGUGUUAAAUUCAAAAAGCUGCAAACUCCUCUGAGCAGGUUGGGUUUUCAUCCACUUGUCCCACUACUUAGAUAUUUGUUUUGCCCAUUAUAUGAAACCACUACCACACAACUGCACAGUGCCCAGGAAGGUUUUUGACUCUUGGUGCCAUUUCAGGUUGUGCUUUCAUCAUCACUCUUGUCAUCUCAGUCCGAGAUCCAAUGUAGAUAUAGAGACGUGGUUGUAAAGGUUUUAGUGCGUGUUUGUGCAGGCAUGAAUAAGACUGGACUUGUUACAUCCAGGUGUUCCUCUGAAACAGCACAUUUUUAUUGUCCAUAUCUUCAUUUCAGGAUUUCAGUGCGACUGUCGCAGUGAACUGUAUGGACUCACGGCACACAUCAUGGAAUGAACUGUUGCAUUCAUAGUUGAUUUUUUUUUUCUUGUAGGGUGCUGAAAUUGUACAAAAUUAAAUGAUUUAAUUGUUUUAAGUUAAUAUAUUGCAAGUGUCGAUUCACGUGUCUACGAUUUGCAGAGGCAGGCCAACAAAAACAACCAAAGACGCUGACAGGCUGUAAUACUGCAGAUUUAUGUGUGAUCAUGUCAAUAAAAGUGGAGCUAUCCGUCAACUUUGUAAAUGCAGAAUAUUACUGUUGCAGCAUUUGAUUCGUGUCGAUGUGUGAACUGCUGGAGAGAGAUUUGCAAAAAUAUGUGAAAGUAUCAGAAACCUUCUGUCAAGUGGAACCACAUCUGCAAAGUCCAGCUUCAUGGAGCUUUAUUUAAACAAAUACUUUUUUGCACACAAAAAAAAUAGCCAUUUGAUGCCAUAAGUAUUCAGAAAAUACUGACUACUAUGCACAUAAAAACAGUCACAAUCGUCCUCAAUACAGAAGCAUAUUAAAGCCAAUGUGAUAUAUAUAAAUAUACUCUCUUAUACAUCUCCCAACAGUAAACAGUAUCACGCCCCUUAAGGAAGUUACCCUACUGAUAUUACAAUAUGCAAAAUAACGUUCAAAAACACCUCCGACUGUUUUACGGAUUGUUUCUGUUUUAGUCCUUCUUGGCUGUGGAGGAAUCACAGAUAUAUCACAAUCAACAUCGUCGUAACACUGUGCAGUACAAUAGAAGUAGUACAAUUAUAGCAUGAAAUAUAAAUCUAGCAAAUUGUUGUCAAGAGUUCUUAAACUCUUUAGUUUGUUGCUAAAAUCAAUUUAAAGAGACUGACGUGCUUCAAACUGUCUGUCUGUCUCAGCCUCCUUCACAUUCAGCAGAAAAACAGGUGCUACAGAAAUUCUACUGCAUAACAAUGCGUUCAUCUCCUUUUGUGUGUGUGUUUUUUAUUCAUUGAAAUAAUUAUGUUACGUUAAAAGAUAUACUUUGUCUCCCUCCCUGGACUAGUGGAGUAUAUAAAACUGUGCCAUCUGGUCAAGAUCGUCAGUCGGCGAUGAGCAGGAAAAUAAAUAAAGGUCAUACUGUGUACUGGAAUUUCCGCAUCAUCCAUUUGGCAAAGUGCUACUUCAUUCCUUCGAUAUCAUUUAUUUACGACCGGAAAUGAAAGGAGAAAUGUAAACAGACGGCAAUGCGUGAAGCUGAGUGCAACGGUGCACUCGUGUUGUCAAAAGCUUUAGGAUGCUGAAGGGUUGCCAAGGAAGCAAAAGUUUCCUUCUUGUAAGCAAAGAUCAUUCCUCCUCUCCUCUCCUCUCCUCUCACUGCCGCUUC
Messenger RNA from Anarrhichthys ocellatus (wolf-eel), 3393 nucleotides. It is a transcript of the gene b3gnt7l, whose product is annotated as UDP-GlcNAc:betaGal beta-1,3-N-acetylglucosaminyltransferase 7, like. The coding region runs from base 293 to 1531 and encodes 412 amino acids. Gene Ontology annotation, molecular function: UDP-glycosyltransferase activity; hexosyltransferase activity. Gene Ontology annotation, cellular component: Golgi membrane. The transcript has a single exon. NCBI's taxonomy places the organism in Eukaryota, Metazoa, Chordata, Actinopteri, Perciformes, Anarhichadidae. The record is from RefSeq and is a predicted model, not a curated record. Gene Ontology annotation, biological process: protein O-linked glycosylation; poly-N-acetyllactosamine biosynthetic process.